AGUUGAUCAGUCUCAGCGAAAUUCUGCACUGGCCUCUUAAAAGAGUCCGCAUCGCUCCGUUUGCUCAUACGCACAUUCCUCUGACGUUUAUCCCAGUGUACACAUCGCUGGCGUGACUAGAAAAAAAGAAAGACAAGAGAGACAAGCCAGACAACCGAGAUAUCCGAAAAAGACACAAAAUAUAACCUUGCGCUGCUCUGAAGUGAGACACGGAGACACAGUAGCUAUGCCGCUAUUCGGUAAAUCCCACAAGAAUCCCACUGAGAUCGCAAAAACGCUAAAAGAGAAUAUGGCCAUCCUUGUCAAGCAGGACAAGAAGACUGAGAAGGCAUCAGAGGAAGUAUCCAAAUGUCUUGUCGCAAUGAAGGAAAUCCUGUAUGGAACCAACGACAAGGAGCCACACACUGAGUCCGUGGCCCAGCUUGCCCAGGAACUAUACAACAGCGGCCUCCUCGUGUCGCUCAUUGAAAAUCUGCAAGUCAUUGACUUUGAGGGAAAAAAGGACGUGUGUCAGAUCUUUAACAACAUCCUUCGGAGGCAGAUUGGAACCCGCAGCCCAACUGUGGAGUAUUUCUGUUCUCACCAGGAGGUGCUCUUCAUCCUUCUCAAAGGAUAUGAGACACCUCAGGUGGCCCUGAAUUGUGGCAUCAUGCUGCGGGAGUGUAUCCGGCACGAGCCCCUCGCCCGCAUCAUCCUGUACUCAGAACACUUCCGGGAUUUCUUCAGUUAUGUGGAAAUGUCAAUCUUCGACAUCGCAUCUGAUGCCUUCGCCACCUUCAAGGAUUUACUAACAAGGCACAAGGUCCUAGUAGCAGAAUUUUUAGAGCAAAACUAUGAAACGAUUUUUGGGGACUAUGAAAAACUGCUGCAUUCAGAGAACUAUGUGACAAAGAGGCAGUCAUUGAAGCUCCUGGGAGAGCUGUUGCUGGACAGACACAACUUCUCAGUGAUGACAUGCUACAUUAGCAAGCCCGAAAACCUGAAACUCAUGAUGAAUCUGCUGAGGGACAAGAGCCCCAACAUCCAGUUUGAGGCCUUCCAUGUCUUCAAGGUGUUUGUGGCCAACCCAAAUAAAACACAGCCAAUCGUGGACAUUCUUCUUAAGAACCAAACCAAGCUAAUCAACUUCCUCAGCAACUUCCAGAAAGACCGUGCAGACGACGAGCAGUUCAAUGACGAGAAGACCUACCUCAUCAAACAGAUACGGGACUUAAAGAAACCUGCUUCAUAGAAGCGUUCUUUUUGUUUGGAAUUUACCAAUAAUAGUAUAUAUCAAAAUUCUAUUUAAAGUCUUUGAAACAUUUAUAUGUUCCUUAAAUAGCCUGCAGGAAGUGGCAGUUUUCCAUCAAUCUCACUGUCAUGAGGAACAUUUAUCACAAGUGUAGUAGGAGUGUUACCAUUGCUGUCAUUUUUUUCACAUGAAAGGUGAUUCCUUUCGGAGGGCAAACCAAAGGUUAUAACAUCCUCAGUGGAAGCUUUAUUUCCCUUCAUAAGUGGCUCGUUGAAUGAUGGCAUCGAAGUCCUUACGUAGAAAUGUACAUUUCAGAUAUGGACUAUUUAAAAUAACUGACUGCUUAAUAUUCCAUAAUGAAAUGCAAAAUGUAGGUAAGAAGUGCAAGGAAUGAAUGAUUCAGCAGAUUGCUAGUAUGUAUCUUUGCGGAGUUUGCACUGUGGUUUUAUUGUUUGAAACAUGGUAUCAUUCAUCAAUCAUUUUUUAUUAUGCAUUCACAA
Molecule: messenger RNA, 1731 nt
Organism: Brienomyrus brachyistius
Lineage: Eukaryota; Metazoa; Chordata; Actinopteri; Osteoglossiformes; Mormyridae
Product: calcium-binding protein 39-like
Exons: 9
Coding region: 227-1231 (334 amino acids)
Biological process (GO): intracellular signal transduction
Molecular function (GO): protein serine/threonine kinase activator activity
Source: RefSeq, a predicted model, not a curated record